This is a messenger RNA of Carassius carassius (crucian carp), 5144 nucleotides long. RefSeq names its product proprotein convertase subtilisin/kexin type 5-like. Gene Ontology annotation, biological process: peptide hormone processing. Gene Ontology annotation, cellular component: Golgi membrane; trans-Golgi network. The record is from RefSeq and is a predicted model, not a curated record. The transcript is spliced from 21 exons. The coding region runs from base 390 to 3137 and encodes 915 amino acids. Gene Ontology annotation, molecular function: serine-type endopeptidase activity. NCBI's taxonomy places the organism in Eukaryota, Metazoa, Chordata, Actinopteri, Cypriniformes, Cyprinidae.
GUAACCCCACACGGCUCGUUGUCCGUACUCUCCAGACUCUCUCUGUAGUUAUUUGAGGGAGGCGCUAGAGCCAUAUCUCCACUUUACAAAAAAAGAAAAAAAAGGGAAGAAGUAACGGCACUGUUUUGAGAUACCAAAUCAAGCCAAAGCUGUGCAGACAGACUCUCGCGUCUCUGUCCCCGUGGCGUGUCUCUCUCCGCGGCCGAUGCGCUGCAGGCUGAAGCGUUCCGAGGCUCGUAUCCCGUUUAGACCCUGCGCUCUCCCUCUGUUCAUGUGGAGCUCAAGCGACACUUCUAUGAGAAACCCCGCUGAACGGCGAGACGAAGUUUGGUUGUUUUCCUAAACCGGGGGAGCUGCGGAGAGUCAAGGCGAGAGAGAGAUAGCGAAAGAUGGGUUUGAACAGCCUCUCGUGCGUCUUGGUUUCGCUGUGCUUGGUGUUUUUCUCGUCUUCUCCGUGCAAAGCUCGGAUUUACACCAACCACUGGGCUGUUCGGAUAGCCGGCGGACCUGAGCAAGCGGACCAUAUCGCUAGUAAAUAUGGGUAUAGAAACCUGGGCCAGAUUGGGGAUCUGAAGGACUACUACCAUUUCUUCCACAGCCGGACGAUAAAAAGGUCGGCGCUUUUCAGCAGAGGCACACACAGCUUCAUCUCCAUGGAGCCAAAGGUGGAGUGGGUGCAACAGCAGGUGGUGAAGAGGAGAAUAAAGCGAGAUUAUAAACCCUUAUACCCUGGUCCUGUACAGUACAGUAUGGCCCAGUCCAACUCCAUUUACUUCAAUGAUGCUAAAUGGAGCAGUAUGUGGUACAUACACUGUAAUGAUAACAUCCAUAACUGUCAGUCUGACAUGAAUAUCGUGGGUGCGUGGAAGAGGGGCUAUACGGGGAAGGAUGUGGUGGUUACCAUUCUGGAUGACGGUAUUGAGAGGAACCACCCAGAUCUCAUUCAGAACUAUGAUAAUGAAGCCAGUUAUGAUGUGAACGGUAAUGAUAUGGAUCCCAUGCCCCGAUAUGAUGCCAGUAAUGAGAACAAGCAUGGCACGAGGUGUGCUGGUGAAGUAGCAGCGUCUGCCAACAACUCGCACUGCACAGUGGGCAUCGCUUACAAUGCCAAGAUUGGGGGUGUCCGCAUGUUGGACGGAGAUGUGACCGACAUGGUAGAGGCCAAAUCACUGAGUCUACACCCUCAACACAUAGAUAUUUACAGUGCCAGCUGGGGUCCAGAUGAUGAUGGCAAAACCGUGGAUGGGCCUGCUUCCCUCGCCAGACAGGCCUUUGAAAACGGCAUCAGACAGGGCAGGAAAGGACGGGGCUCAAUCUUUGUUUGGGCGUCAGGAAAUGGCGGUCGGAGUCGUGAUCACUGUUCAUGUGAUGGCUACACCAACAGCAUCUACACGAUAUCCAUCAGCAGCACGGCAGAGAGCGGCCGCAAGCCCUGGUAUCUGGAAGAGUGCGCGUCCACCCUCACCACCACCUACAGCAGCGGAGAGAACUACGACCGCAAAAUCAUCACGACUGAUCUGAGGCAGCGCUGCACAGACAGUCACACUGGAACAUCAGCGUCAGCGCCGAUGGCAGCAGGGAUCAUUGCUCUUGCUCUGGAAGCUAAUCCUUUCUUGACGUGGCGAGACGUGCAACACAUAAUAGUGAAGACAUCUCGUGCUGGCCAUCUCAGCGCUCCUGACUGGAAAACCAAUGCUGCUGGUUAUAACGUCAGUCACCUGUAUGGCUUUGGGCUGAUGGACGCAGAAGCCAUGGUGAAAGAGGCAGAGCGCUGGAAACCAGUUCCCCCUCAGCACAUCUGUGUGGAGAAUGCUGACAAACAAAUCCGUACCAUCCGUCCAGAGCAUGUCGUUCGUUCGGUAUACAAGGCAACAGGCUGCACGGAUAAUGCAAACCAUCACGUUAUUUAUCUGGAGCAUGUGGUUGUGCGUAUAACAAUUACGCACCCGCGACGAGGAGAUCUGUCAAUCAACCUAACAUCACCAUCAGGGACAAAGUCACAGCUGCUCGCCAAUAGACUGUUUGAUCACUCAAUGGAGGGCUUUAAGAACUGGGAAUUCAUGACAACUCACUGCUGGGGAGAGAAAGCUGCUGGAGACUGGAUACUAGAGAUCUAUGACUCUCCGUCCCAACUCAGGAGCCAGAAAGCACCAGGUAAGCUGAAAGAGUGGUCUCUGGUACUUUAUGGCACCUCCGUGCAUCCGUACUCGUUCCGCAGUGACAAGCCCCGCUCACUGGCAGAGCCUCAGCCUGAUGACGAGUACAGUGAGGAGUAUGUGGGCUCAUGCCACCCUGAGUGUGGUGAGAACGGCUGUGAGGGUCCAGGGCCCCAGCAGUGCAUCACUUGCCUCCACUAUUUCCUCAAGUUCAAGAACAACACCAGGAUGUGUGUACCUGAGUGUCCGACUGGCUUUUUCCGUGACGAUAAGAAGCGCUGUAAGAAGUGCUCUCCGCUGUGUGAGUCUUGCAUGGGCAGCCGCAGUGAUCAGUGCUCAGCCUGCCGCCCGGGUCUAUACCUCGUGGAGGGAGGAAACAACUGCAUCAGCUCCUGUCCUGACGGCUUCUACCUGGACCUGGACUCCACCAUGUGCCGGAAAUGCAGAGAGAAUUGCAAGAAAUGCACGUCUGCAAACAUCUGCACAGAAUGCCAGACUGGUCUCAGUCUACAGGGGAAUAAGUGUCAGCUGAGCUGUGAACCUGGCACCUAUUAUAAUGGGCACCGACGAGCAUGUGAAAAGUGCCACUCAACUUGUGCCACCUGUGCAGGAACUGGCAUGGAAGCGUGUAAUGUGUGUGCUCUGGGCUAUUACUUUGAGGAAUGGCGCUGCGUCUCCAGCUGCAGUGUGGGAUAUUACUUGGCAGAACAAACGACAGACAACGGAGAUGUCCAAAAGUCCUGUAAAAAGUGUGAUCAUACCUGCUACGCCUGCGCAGGUCCGGGCGAGAGGAACUGCAGCACCUGCGUGAGCGGCUACAACCUGGAAAACGGCGUGUGUGUCAUCAGUACCAUCUGCAAAGAUGCAAAUGAAGAAUCAUGGGCGGAGGGAAGUUUCUGUGUGCUAGUGAAAAAGAACAAUCUGUGCCAGAGGAAGGUUCUGCAGCAGCUGUGCUGUAGAACAUGUUCUCAAAAGGGCUGAAGGAACUUUUCCGGCCCCACUUGCCACUCACGUUCCGCUAAUUUAUAUUCCAGUUGGGUACCUCGAAAAUGGGACUACAUCGUGAGGUUUCCCGAUGCCAGAACUACAACAAACCUACCUUUAUCUCUGUGUGUUUGUAUGUGUGUGUGAAUGCGAGUGUGUCGACAGAAGCUGUCAGGGUGGUGCGACUGGGAUCAGUAAUAAACAGCAAAUCAUACAUGUCAGUAUUUUGUGACCAAAGCAUGGAUGCCAAAUUUUUUUACCUUUUUCUUCGUUCUGGGUCCAAGAGAAGAAUUUGGAGCGACAUGCUGAGCGUUGAAGCGGCGGUUCUUUAUUUUUCCACAGUUUCACGCAUGAUGACGACAACAAUGAUCAAAGCCAGUUUGUGCAUAUUCUGAAAUAAAGCGCACUCAGAGAACCUCUGCAAGACCUCUGUGAGCAAAGGGAUGAAUAAACCAUAGCACAGGUUCAUCCACUGACCCUCAUAACUGCGGUCAAAUCAAUAGUUGACUCCGGAGUUACAAGGUACAAUAAGUACUUCCUGAAGCGAUAAGUAUUGUACUAACACUAACGACCUGCCAUUUCGCCGAGCAAAUAAGAUGAAUGCGUCACGUCAGGUGGUCUCACUGUUCAGAAAUUCUUCAUCUCAGGCUCAUAUCUCAUACCUGUUUUUGUGUGCAUGCAUGCGUGCCUGUUUUUGUGUUUCAUCAACAUUGCAUAAGUGGAAAAAUAAGUUUUCGUGAAACCUAAACAUAAAUAAGUGAUCCCUGAAGAAUCGAAUAGUUGACUGGGUUGAAGUACAGGUUUUAGUCGUGGUAGCUAAAUGAGGUUUGAAACGCGUUUAAUUCAUUUGAUCUCAUCAGGCCAUCGUUUAUUUUUAAAACAAACCCCUAAGCGUGUAUUUUUAUAUCUCGCCAUUUCAAAAAAACAACUCUACAAUAUUGAAAUUAUUCAUGUGAAAUAAGGAACUUUAUUUACAGCCCAGUGUCCAUUUCAGCCGCUUUCCUCCGGAACUAUUUAUAUUUCAUUGAUUCGUCUUGGAAAUUAAAUGUUAAACUGCUCGACUUUGAAAUGGCCAUCUAAAAUAGUUCAUUAUUCCAGGUCUUUAUGAAAGUAACAAGUCUGAUUCACAUACGUAACUGGUGCUAUUGACAUAAUGGAGUUAUUAGAGAAUGUUUUUGAAUUCACAUUUCCAACAAAUAUUUAUGAGUUCAAAUCGAGUGUCUAGAUUUUCGGUUGAUCAUAAUGGCCGUAUUUACUGUAUGUCCCUAUUGCAGUAUUUUGGGAAACUGUAAAAAUAUUUGAGGGGAGUAUAUUACAUUUUAAUAAAGGUCAGAAACGAGGUGAAAUGUUUAGUUAUACUAAUAGUACUACACAACACAAAUUAGACUUCUACAUUCAUUAAGGACAUGUUUGACCAAUCCGCUUUUGCGCAAUGUUAAGGGGAUUUCUAUGUCUUUUAUUUAUGAAUGAUGUGGUUUAUGGUGACGUAGCCUUUUAUUUAUGAAAAAGAUUUAUAAAUGGUUAUAGUUCAAGUGAAUUGUGUUUUGUGGAUGGGAUUGUCCAACCACUUCAUGCUAAUUGUGUUUAUUCAUGACACAAAAAAAAAGUUGUAGUAUGAUUGUACGUUUUCUGCGAACUCAAUUCAUGCAACGUUACAUAACUAAUGUUAUAUAGGAUUACGAGAAUCAGUCUAUGUUCAGAUGUGUUACAUUUACUCUGUUCUGGCAAUGUUUUUUCUUAAUGUAUAUAUGUAUUUUUAUCACUGUUAACCUUAAAUAUAUUUUGCACCCACGUUCAAUUGAAAUAAGGGGAAAAUGGAUGAUCGAGUUUUCUAAAAUUAUUUUAUAUUUCUGUUUUUAGCCAACUGCCAUGAACAGUUAGUCUAGAUGAAGAUGUGUUGUAGUCGGGGCCAAGAAAAAUGUUUUAUCAUGUAGAGAAGACUGGACGAAACGAAUGGUUUACUGAUCUUUUUAUUAAUGAACUUUAAAAUAAAAACAAGACUCA